ACACCUUAUUAAUUAGUAGUCACUAGCGACGGUCUGUCCGCAGAGCAUCCGAUAUGGCAAAAAAGUGUGGUAUUGCAGUAUUCUUGUUGGUUAUAGUUUGUCUGAACUGUGUCGCAUCUUUCAACGAAGAAAGCACCAAGCACAGAGAAAAACGAUCACCAAGGCCUCAGUUUCCAAAAUUUAUUUUCGGUCAAAUAGGCAAAUGGAUCCCCAAAAUAGUAAAUCAGGGCAAAGAAGUAGCCAAUAAGGUUGAGCAAUUCGUUUCUAAAAACCCGGAGAAAGCAGCAGGUAUAGCUGCUGGUGCCGGUGUUGCUGGUGCUGUCAUUGUUGAUCAAUUGGGACAGAAACGUCCACGACCGGGAUGCCAAGUGCACAUUAGACGUUUACAAGAAAAGCAACCAGUCUUCUUCAACGUUGGUGAUCCUAGGUCGUUGAUGAUGCCCGUCGACGGAAAUCUGUCGUGGGCUUCGGGGGAAAAGAGUUGGAUCGCAUGUCCUCCAUCGGAUGGAUCACGUAAUAGUAUUAGUGGAUUAAAUCGAGUAUCAGCUGAAAUUGAAUGUGUACUCGGAAUAGCGUUUAAAUAUGUUCAUGACGACUCGGCGCUGCUGAUCACACAGGUUUCGUGCGAUAAUAGAGUGACCGGAAACGUACGAACAAGCCCUAUUCCAAAUCUGUGCCCAGCAACAUACAAAGCAGUUGGAUUUGAUGUCCCUUUUCCCAACAUUGGAAAUCGAUUUUUCGACCUUUACUACAUUUGUUUUAACGAAACAGCUGCCACUACAAUAUAUACUCGUCACACAGUAUAUGGGAAUGAAAUCGCACAUAGGUGCACGUCAUCUAGGCCAUCCUUCAAAGUAGCAGGUUUUCCCCCAGAAAUAGACGUGGAGACUGCAUAUACACAAGAUGCUCAAUUUGAUAGGCUUACCGCUUUAUUUGCAGCUGAUUAUAAUCCACGAGGAUCGGCGCGUUUGUACUACGAUUUGAGCUAUUUGCAAAAAGGGCAUCUUACGCCGCAUGCGGAUGAGCUGUUCACCACGUGGCAGUGGUCGACAUAUUUCUUCAUCAAUGUCGUUGGCAUGUGGGACUCAAUCAACAACGGCAACUGGAAGUAUCUGGAAGAAAGUGUGCGAACUCUUGCCGACAAUUCCAAGAGAAAUUUGAACAUUUAUACCGGAGCUUAUGACACGUUAUCCCUAUGUUCCAUGUGGGAUCAUUGUGUGGACUUUACUUUGAGCAACGGGCGAGUUCCUGUACCAAAAUGGCUGUGGAAGAUAGUGAAAUCUCCGGAUUUGGAUGCCGCUAUUGCUCUGGUUGUCAGCAACAAUCCGUUCCUUGAUGAAGAUCCGAUAUGCGGCUUGGGUGGGCAGUCUCAUGGAUGGAAUGCAAGUGUUGUUUCAAAUGUAACCCAUGGUCCUGUGAGCUACUGUUCGGUACAGGAUCUGCGAAACGUGAUUGGCAAUAUUCCGCUAGAUGCGUUGGCUACCAAUUUGUUGUCUUAUGUAGUUGCAUCAGGAUAGUUUUAUGGAAUGGGAUUACCGCAAAACAACCCUUAUCAUGUUGACCAAAGGAACAAGUAAUAAAUAACACAGUUUAAUCAAGUA
Molecule: messenger RNA, 1601 nt
Organism: Aedes albopictus (Asian tiger mosquito)
Lineage: Eukaryota; Metazoa; Arthropoda; Insecta; Diptera; Culicidae
Exons: 4
Coding region: 54-1517 (487 amino acids)
Biological process (GO): apoptotic DNA fragmentation
Cellular component (GO): nucleus; mitochondrial inner membrane
Molecular function (GO): RNA endonuclease activity; single-stranded DNA endonuclease activity; nucleic acid binding
Source: RefSeq, a predicted model, not a curated record